Messenger RNA from Staurois parvus, 419 nucleotides. Lineage: Eukaryota; Metazoa; Chordata; Amphibia; Anura; Ranidae. The record is from the annotation of a GenBank genome assembly.
GACUGCGGACACAGUACAGGAGAUGACCAGAGACUGCGGACAUAGUACAGGAGAUGACCAGAGACUGCGGACAGUACAGGAGAUGACCAGAGACUGCGGACAUAGUACAGGAGAUGACCAGAGACUGCGGACAGUACAGGAGAUGACCAGAGACUGCGGACACAGUGCAGGGAAUGACCAGAGACUGCGGACACAGUACAGGAGAUGACCAGAGACUGCGGACACAGUACAGGAGAUGACCAGAGACUGCGGACACAGUGCAGGGAAUGACCAGAGACUGCGGACACAGUACAGGAGAUGACCAGAGACUGCGGACACAGUACAGGAGAUGACCAGAGACUGCGGACGUAGUACAGGAGAUGACCAGAGACUGCGGACGUAGUACAGGAGAUGACCAGAGACUGCGGACACAGUACAAG